Messenger RNA from Blepharisma stoltei, 309 nucleotides. NCBI's taxonomy places the organism in Eukaryota, Ciliophora, Heterotrichea, Heterotrichida, Blepharismidae. The record is from the annotation of a GenBank genome assembly.
AUGGAGUCGCAAUGGAAACAAGCACUUGCAAUAGUGGCACUUCCUAAGAUCAGUUCAAAUAGUGAGCAUGAUCAAAGGCUACUUAACGAUCCUCCCAUUUUGCCAGAAAUUGAUGUCAGAUUAGAACAUAGUGUCCUUUCUGCAGACCCUGAGGUAAAGCAGCCAGUCUCAAGACUUGCAGCAGUUGUAAUAAAUCCUCCUCAGCCUAAAAAGAGCACAGGCGUGAUCGGAGGACUUAAGAAUCUUGGAAAAGAGUUAUACAGUGAAGCAAAAGGUGGGAUAAACUCUUUGAAGCAAAGAUUUCAAUAG